CAUCUUUCCACAAUACAUUUUCCUGAACUCCGCAGGCUCUUUAGAUAAAAUGUUCCAAGAUAAAAUCUAUAAUUAAACCUUAAUGUAAACGGGCAAUUUAUUUUCCUGUAAAUUAAUUGGGAAUCAAUAACACCAGUUAAUUACAGGAAUUGGACAACUGCAAUGUUCUUGUUUUUAUAUAAGGUAUCACAGGCUACUAUCAUUUAUUACAAGUACCACAUGAACAGACUGUUGCCUCAUGGCCUUUGUGUGAUUUUCAUGCAUAUCCACUAGAAGGCUCUCUUGCGCCAUGUGUUUGCGGAGCGUAAUACUCGAGCCACAGCGAAGGACUGCGGUCAAGCUAUUCAACUCUAUGCAAGGCUUCGUAGAGAAGUGGCAAGGGGUAGACACAGAAGCAUCAUUGGAUAAGAGCGCAGCAUUUGGUGGCAACCGCAAAUUGCGCCCUGAGAAAACACCCCUUUUGGUCAGCGUUUACCCUCAACUCUUGGGUAAACAAAGCAUUUUUUAUGGUGAUAAUAUAUUUGACUAGCUUCAGAUGUUUGUCCGCUCUUCACCUGCAGGGGCUGAAAGGACCCAUGGGCUGGAGCUCCUAAGUCACUGCUAGCCCACCUCUGCUCUGAGAGAACACAGCACAGUGACUUCAUACACCGCCUGGGGAGUCCAACCAUCACAUCCUCACAGCAUUGGAUGCAGCUGGGUCAAAAACAGAGGAAGAAGAAGAAGAAGAAGAGAAUGGCUGUCUGUAGUGUUGUGAUGAUGAGGGGAUAACGGCCCAGAGCACUGAGGGCCCCGAGGCGGACGAGAACAGUUGAAUCAGCAGGCCAGGGGAGGCAGGCGGUGGGCAUCCACCGCCCAGGGACCAGGAGCCACAAUUUCUCGGGUGGUGUUGCCGGCACGGAGGAGGGGCGCCGUGCGGAGGCUGGAGGCUCUAUGGAUGAUGACCAGCCUGUUUCGCCGCCACGGCAGCGGUAACCAUGGUGAUGUGAUGGCACACGGGGACAGCCCGGUCCCGGAGGAACUCAACAACAGUCGUCCUGGCGGGGGUGGGCGCACGGUGCGGCGUUUGGAGUUCAACCAGGCCAUGGAGGACUUCAGAACCAUGUUCCCCAGCAUGGAGCAGGAGGUGAUCGAGUGUGUGUUGCGGGCCAACCAUGGAGCCGUGGACUCCACCAUCGACCAGCUGCUCCAGUUGAGUCUGGAUGGGCACGGCUCGGAGGACAGCUCCGAUUCAGAGGACAGCAUCCCCCCUGAGAUCCUGGAGCGGACUUUGGAGCCAGACAGCUCUGAUGAGGAGCCCCCACCUAUCUAUUCCCCGCCUUCCUAUGACAUGCACAUCUACGACAGGAAGUAUCCAGGCGAGAUCCUGUCCACAACCUCUCCACCACCCAGCUUUGAUGCCAGUCAACCCCCUCCCUGCCAGGCUCUUACCGAUCCACCCCCCUCCGUCAGUCAGCAGCAAGCUGGCAGAUACAGGAACUGGAACCCACCGUUACUAGGCAACCUCCCUGAUGACUUCCUGCGGAUUCUCCCUCAGCAGCUGGAUAGUCUGCCACGCUCUCACAGCAGCUUGACCCAGAGUAGUCUGACCCAGCCCUCGUCCCCCUCCUCUUCCUCCGCGUCGUCCAUGACGCAGCAUGUCGAGCCAGGGGCUGGUGCGGUGGCCGGGGCCAGGACAGGCCAGGUUGGCAUGGAGACAGACCAGGAGAAGAAACUGAAGCAGUACUUGGAGGAUGAGCGCAUCGCCCUCUUCCUGCAGAACGAGGAGUUUAUGAGAGAACUGCAACGCAAUCGCGACUUCCUCAUCGCCCUUGAAAGAGAUCGGAUGCAGUAUGAGUCAAAGGCAUCCAAGUCCAAUCAUUCACCAGCUUUCAUGGGGAUGUCCACUCCAGGAGAUAAUUGUGCCUCAGACUCUGGUGUGGCCUGCUCCAAUGUUACUGACGAUGCCUUGUUCCGUGACAAACUCAAGCACAUGGGAAAAUCUACAAGGAAGAAGCUUUUCGAAAUAGCUAGAGCAUUUUCUGAAAAGACCCGAAGAAGAAAAGCCAAAAGGAGAACCCUCCUUAAACAUCACCUACUGGCUAAUGCUGCCUCUACUGCCAACCUUUUGGAUGAUGAAGAAGCUGCACAUCUGACUGAGGAGAAGUUCAAGAGACCAGUCCCUCAGGAAGAGGAGGUGCCCCAGCAGGAAGUGUUGUCAUGAUGUCACAAAAACUGUUUGUCUUUCACAAUGGAAAACAAUACGGCUCCCACCCACCUAGACCGGAACCAGCCCAUCCCAAGUCACAUGGAAUAUUGCUUUGUUCAGAUGCUGAAAAAUGUAAAUGUGUUCUCAGUCAAUUUACCCGGUGUAAUAUUUCUUUUUAUGGGAAAAUAAGUACAUGCCCUAGCUCACCACAAAGAUGGAAAAACAGCUUGCAUGCUUGUUGUCCCCAUUGACUGCCAAUAACUGCUCGUUAGCAGUUGCAAAACAGUAAACUCCUUCAAACUGCAUGCAGUCACACAAAAUUGGUAUC
Molecule: messenger RNA, 2513 nt
Organism: Esox lucius (northern pike)
Lineage: Eukaryota; Metazoa; Chordata; Actinopteri; Esociformes; Esocidae
Product: CUE domain-containing protein 1
Exons: 11
Coding region: 935-2200 (421 amino acids)
Molecular function (GO): ubiquitin binding
Source: RefSeq, a predicted model, not a curated record